UGCAGCAGGCGCAAUGAUAUGACGCAGCGCCUGAAAAUAGUCCCAAGCGCGGUAACUUCCAACGUGACCGGGACUGAGUUUGUGUAGUUUCAGUCAGUCGGCAAAUUAGCCAAAGUUAGUGGAUUCCCCUGAGCGAUUAGCCAUGGUCCUGUGCGUAGUAAAGGGCUGUGAUAGUAAAUCGAGGGGAUACACUACCGGCGUCAUGUUUCACAGAAUACCAGCGUACAACAAGGAGCUAUACAUUCAAUGGUUGGCUGCUAUGAACAUUGAUCUCCAAACACCGGUAGAGUACAUCAAGAAAUGGCGUGUUUGCUCAGAGCAUUUUGGACCAGAGGACUAUAAAGAAAACAAGGACAGUACGGUACGGCGUCUAAAGGAUACGGCCAUCCCAACAAUCUUCAGAGUACAGAUAGGUCCAAGUGUAUCAUCGUCACCCAUGACUGAUGAGCUUGAUGUACAGCAGGAUCGACCUGAACUUGAGCAUUUCUUCAGCCUUUUUGCUGGUCAACCCCUCAGAAAUCCAGACCUUCAGAAGAACUUCCAACUGUUUCAUAGGAAAAGUUUAAUCUAUGAUCAUGUCCUAAGAGCGUACACAUCAAGGUUGAAAGGUCUAUCAGAGGAGCUGUGAUUGUCAUCUGUAUCUCAGAAUGAACACAAACGCGCUAGCUCCACAUAGACCUUGUGUCGUUCACAAUACACUGGGACUUCACAUCAUGUAUGCAUAUGUAUAGUUUGUUGUUUUAUUGUACAGUUAAAUAAAUGAUUACAUUCUCAA
Pimephales promelas (fathead minnow) is the source of this 775-nucleotide messenger RNA. The record is from RefSeq and is a predicted model, not a curated record. Lineage: Eukaryota; Metazoa; Chordata; Actinopteri; Cypriniformes; Leuciscidae.